Lingula anatina is the source of this 1662-nucleotide messenger RNA. RefSeq lists its product as uncharacterized. Gene Ontology annotation, molecular function: alcohol dehydrogenase (NAD+) activity; zinc ion binding. The record is from RefSeq and is a predicted model, not a curated record. Gene Ontology annotation, cellular component: cytoplasm. NCBI's taxonomy places the organism in Eukaryota, Metazoa, Brachiopoda, Lingulata, Lingulida, Lingulidae.
CCCUUAACAUCGUCUUACGUCCUCUUCCUAACUUUACUAUCAGCGACAGCUCACGUAAACAACGAACCCGCCUGACUCUAGAUCUGGUGUUGAGUUUAAAACGCUCUAGUCAAAGCAACAAGUCGCAUUCAUUGACAGCGCCCAACGUAAGCAUGAAAAGAGCGGAGAUCUGCGAGGCUUUAGCUCCUCUGAAGAUUGUCGACUAUCCUGAAGUUCCGCCCCCUCCCCCUAAAGGGGUUGUGGUUAAGAUUACCUACUCUGGCGUCUGCCACUCCGACGUCCACAUAUGGGAAGAUGAGAUGGACAUGGGGGAUGGCGUCAAAAUGAAGCUCACUGCGGGGAAAUUUAUAAAAUUUCCAUUGGCACCUGGCCAUGAGAUCGCGGGAAUCAUUGAAGCGGUCGGAAGCGAGGCAGGUUCAGAAGUGAAAGUUGGCGACGCUGUGGUUGUGUACCCGUGGCUGGCGUGUCUUCAAUGUGACCUGUGCACCCACGGACAGCCCAACCUCUGCUUGAACGCGGUGGAGAGAAUUGGGGCUGCAAAACACGGAGGGUUCGCCACUCACGUGGUGGUUCCUAUCACCAGUGGUGCUGUGGUGAAGAUUCCCAAGGGUCUGGCGCCGGAAGUCGCCUGUAUGGUGCCGUGUAGUGGCAUCACCACCUACAACGCCGUCCUGAAGACGAAAGAAAGAGUAACCGAAAUGGUCAGGAUGAAAGGCAAUGCCAAGCUCCUCAUCAUCGGUGCCGGCGGACUUGGAAUGUGGUGUAUUCAGUUUGCGAAGGCACUGCUUCCCCCAGAAACCAAGGUUUUCUCCGCGGAUAUCUCAGAAGAGAAAUUGCAGAUGGCGAAGGAAGCCAAUGCAGAUGACACAAUUCUAUGGAGUAAAGAUGCUAAUGAGCAAGAAAUCCUCGCGCAGACGAUGCAGCGCUCAGGUGGAGUAUUUGAUGCCGUCAUUGAUUUGGUUGGAGCCGGAGCGACUUCUCAAAGGGCGUUUAACUUGACAGAGCGGGGUGGUAUUCAAGUGAACGUUGGGUUAUUCGGUGGUAACAUGAAGAUACCGUUAAUCGUCCUGGCGCUGCACACGAAGUGUGUACAGGGUGUGUGUGUUGGGGCGCCACAUCACCUGGAGGACUGCCUGAAACUGGUCGCUGAAAAGAAGCUCAAGCCUCCGCCGCUUGAAUUCUUUACUUUGGACCAAGCAACCGAAGCACUGACUCGACUCAAAGAAGGAACAAUGAAGGGCCGCGGUAUUCUGAAGCUUUAGAUCGUCCUAAUCCUUCCUGGAGAUAGUGAAUGAAUUGACCUAUCCAAUAUUUCGUUUUUACCAAAUUAUUCAGAGACUAAACGAUUGCAGCCCUAAACGAUUGGUGAACUGAGAAUGAAAUUAAUGUCUUAGUUAAACCAAAAGUAAGCGUGAAAUUGAUAUUCAGUUUCAUAAAUGCUCAAAUUACGAUAGCACAUACAGUAUAUCCUACGGGAAGUGAAUAUCGCUUGGAUAAAGUUGUAACUAGGCAGUGCUUUUAAUAGACACGAGAAGCAGAAGAACUUCUACAGUAUUAAGUGGAGGACUUCAGAUCUUGAUAAUAAUGAUGAAAUUUCGCUCUCGAAUAAACCAUACUUCUUUGUCCUGGUUUAUUCUGUGAAAUCUGGGCGAUCGUUUUAUA